This is a messenger RNA of Pararge aegeria (speckled wood butterfly), 651 nucleotides long. RefSeq names its product phospholipase A1-like. The transcript has 5 exons. The record is from RefSeq and is a predicted model, not a curated record. Lineage: Eukaryota; Metazoa; Arthropoda; Insecta; Lepidoptera; Nymphalidae. Gene Ontology annotation, molecular function: lipase activity. The coding region runs from base 1 to 651 and encodes 216 amino acids.
AUGCCGCUAAUAUACCGCCGAAUUAGCGUUAAAAGUUCAGCGGUCGGGAGAAAGUUUAGUCAGACUAUAAAAAAAUUGGUUGAUGCUGGAUUAGGCAUGGAUCAAAUCACGUUCAUCGGAUUCUCGCUAGGAGCUUCUUUAAUGGGCUUCUCGGGUAACGAAUACGAGAGAGAAACUGGUACAAAAUAUUCCCGUAUUAUAGGCUGCGACCCGGCCGGUCCAUUUUUCGAUGGCAUUAUAUCGCUACCCAGUCUAGAUGCUCUAGAUGCCGAUUUCGUCAUGAGUAUGCAUACGAACCCUAAAAGGUUGGGCACGGAUGAGAAGAAAUCCACUAUGGACGUGUCGGCGAAUUGCGGGAAUCCUGUACAACCUGGCUGCGAGACUGCCGGUGGUGGCCUUGGAAUCAGAACACCUGAAAAUAUGUGCAGCCAUAACCUCUCCUGGAAACUCCUCAGUGAAGGUUGGCUGAUGCCGGAUACCUUAAUAGUACGACCUGCCACGAGUUGUGACGUCUGGCAGAAUCAAGGGGGUGGUAAUACAACAGCGUCUGUAGUAUUCAAUAUAGACACAAGUUUGCGUGGACAAUUCUUCUUCGCAACCAACAAUUCGCCUCCUUAUGGAAGAGGAGAGUCUGGAUCAAAUCCUAACUAA